UCUAAUUUCCUCACUCUCCAAAACACAUAAUAUUAUUUCACUCUGUAAACCUUACGUUUGAUAUAGUAUUCAUUUGACUGAACUGGACAUGGCGAGCUCUACAUUCAUCAUCACGAUCUUGGUGGCCAUCCAUCUCAUGUUCGUUCCAUCAAUCUCGGCCUACCAAGGCACCACGACCUACGAGGACCAUGAUCAGCACCAUUGCCACGACCAAAUGCAACAUCAAUCAUUGUCAUAUUGCAAACAGUUCCUAACACAUGGAAGUUUUCAAACGUCACAUAGCAAGUACAUCGUGCUGCAAACCCGCCUAGGGGUGAUGGAUCGACCCGAGCAGCAGCUGCAGGAGUGCUGCGGGCAGCUGAGGCAGGUGGACGAGAGCUGCAGGUGCAAGGGAUUGAGGCAUAUCGUGCAGGAGCAGGCCAAGAAGGGAGAGCUGCCCCGCAAGGAGAUGCACAAGUUCGUGAUGAGGGCUGAGAACUUGCCCGAGAUGUGCAGCCUCGCUCACCACCGGUGCCACAUCGGGUUAGGAGGAAACUACUAGGCAGAAACAGAGGCACAAACAAUUGCUGGAUUAAUCUCAUUUGAGUCCUUGAGGAAAAUAUAUAUGCGCAAUAAGCUCGCUCCAUUUUUGGUUGUUUCAUUUCAGUAGCUGGAAGAAGCAGAAUAUGGAAUAUAGUAUAAUGAGUUUUGGGUGAUACCGGCUGAACUUUUUCGGCAUGGUUGUGAGAUUGAUUAUGGCAUUGUGCAUUUGAGGAUUCAAUAAACUUUUAAGAAUCUUUAUCUUCUCGAUCAA
Molecule: messenger RNA, 793 nt
Organism: Punica granatum (pomegranate)
Lineage: Eukaryota; Viridiplantae; Streptophyta; Magnoliopsida; Myrtales; Lythraceae
Source: RefSeq, a predicted model, not a curated record